AUUCAUUUCAUACGCUCCUCCAUCGUGAAAACCCUUGUGCCCCAAAUCCAAAAUUCCACAGUGAAUCGGGUCGAUGGCCUCGUUCGAUGAAGCUCCUCCCGGCGAUGUCAAAUCCGGCGACAAGAUCUUCAGGACUAAGUGCGCUCAGUGCCACACCGUCGACAAAGGCGCCGGCCACAAACAAGGUCCCAACUUGAAUGGUCUUUUCGGAAGACAAUCUGGUACUACCCCGGGUUAUUCGUACUCGGCUGCCAACAAGAGCAUGGCUGUCAACUGGGGAGAGAAUACACUUUACGACUACUUGCUUAACCCUAAGAAGUAUAUUCCUGGAACCAAGAUGGUCUUCCCUGGAUUGAAGAAACCUAAGGAGCGUGCAGAUCUAAUUGCGUAUCUGAAGGAGGCUACUGCUUGAAGAUAUAUUUUUACGAAGAGGGUAAUUAAAAUUUUCUGGUAGUUGGAGAUAUAUUUUGUCAUUGUUACCAACCUCGAAUUUUUUUUUCUCAAAUGGAAGUAGUUAAAUGAUACUGCCGGUAAAUAAGAGCACUGUAUUUCUAUGCUGUGCUAUUUUGUCUCUUUGAACAAUGCCAGAUGUAGAGUUCUUGCCUUUUUGAUGGCUCGGAUUAUUUCGCCCCACUUAUUGGGCACUUAUCAGUGACGGUAUAAACAAAAUUGUUUUCCCUCGA
This is a messenger RNA of Erythranthe guttata (spotted monkey flower), 683 nucleotides long. RefSeq names its product cytochrome c. NCBI's taxonomy places the organism in Eukaryota, Viridiplantae, Streptophyta, Magnoliopsida, Lamiales, Phrymaceae. The record is from RefSeq and is a predicted model, not a curated record. Gene Ontology annotation, molecular function: electron transfer activity; heme binding.